AUGGACCCUAAGAAAUGGACCCCAGUUGUUGGCCUCCUGCUUUUAUUCUUUUCAUUCCAGACAGCGAUUGCUGCCUUUUUGAUAAUGUUCUCGACUCCAUCCCUGGCAGAGAUGGACCAGAAUAAGCUCUUGAAUGGAACCCAUGAGGACCGAAGCCCCAGUGUCCAUAUAAGUGGUAGCAUCGCUCUCAUCCAUGACACUAAUCCUUGGAGUGAAUGUGAUAUCAUACUGGAUUACAACCAUGGUUAUUUGGCUGCCAAACUGUUUAGUAAGAAGGCUUGUGUGCUAACAAGGAUGGACAAAGUGAUCUUCCCCAGUCUGGAAACAUUCCACAAAGCCCUGGACAAACAGUUACCUAGGAAUUAUCACUCCUCACAAGGUCUCACCUACAUCAUUUUACCCCGUCGGGUUAAGAAUGUUGCUCAGUAUGGAAAGACUAUCAGUGAUCUGUGUAGAGGGGUUCCUACAUACUUUGCACAGCAAUGCGUUGAAGGCACUGCCCUGGAGCUGAAUCCUCAAUCCUGCUUUAAAGGACAGAUUUUGGCAAGCAUGUACAGUUUUGGCAUCUCCAUCUGUGGUGAGAUUCCAGGACUCUGA
This is a messenger RNA of Dromiciops gliroides (monito del monte), 597 nucleotides long. RefSeq names its product gastrokine-3-like. The record is from RefSeq and is a predicted model, not a curated record. The transcript is spliced from 6 exons. Bases 1 to 597 code for a protein of 198 amino acids. Gene Ontology annotation, biological process: regulation of cell population proliferation. Lineage: Eukaryota; Metazoa; Chordata; Mammalia; Microbiotheria; Microbiotheriidae.